AUGGUUUCAUGCAUUGAUGAACCUCCACAUCUCUCUUCUAGUCCUCUUCCUAGCCAUCCAUGGCAACAAAGUUUCACAUCGUCAUUCAUCUGCUAGUAUAUGUUAUGACAGUGGUGGUUAUGGUGGCGGCAGAGCUUCAACGCUUUCAACAUCCGGUGAAAGCCGACGGAUCUCUAAGGUUUUUGGCCAUCGGUGAUUGGGGUAGGAGAGGACUCUACAACCAGUCCAAUGUCGCUUAUCAGAUGGGUAACGUAGGGAACAAAAUGGAUGUCGACUUCAUUGUUUCCACCGGUGACAACUUCUACGACAGUGGUUUAGUUGACGAACACGAUCCCACAUUUUACGACUCGUUUACAAAUGUCUAUACUGCCCCAAGCUUACAGAAACAAUGGUACUCAGUGUUGGGGAACCAUGACUAUAGGGGUAAUGCCUUGGCACAGUUGAGUCCAACCCUCAGACAAAGAGAUGAUAAAUGGUUUUGCAUGAGAUCUUUUAUUCUGCAUGCUGGAAAUGUUGAAUUAUUCUUUGUGGAUACAACACCUUUCCAAGACAAAUAUUUUACAGAGACAGACCAUCAAUACGACUGGAGAGGUGUGCUUCCUCGAGAAGAAUAUAUGUCUCGUCUUUUAAAGGAUGUGGAUUUAGCGUUAAAAGAAUCAAGCUCGAAAUGGAAAAUAGUGGUUGGACAUCAUACAAUAUUCAGUGCUGGUCACCAUGGCAAUACUCAAGAGCUUGUGGACAAACUUUUGCCCAUUCUUCUGGAAAAUGAGGUGAAUCUAUACAUAAAUGGGCAUGACCAUUGCUUGCAGCAUAUUAGUCAUUCAAACAGUCAGCUUCAGUUUCUAACAAGCGGAGGCGGAUCAAAGGCAUGGAAGGGAGAUAUCAAUCCAUGGAACCUUGACGAAAUGAAGUUCUAUUACGACGGACAGGGUUUUAUAGCGGCGGAAAUAACUGAAAAUGAUAUCUAUGUGUCCUUUUAUGAUAUUUUUGGCAACAUACUACACAAGUGGCGGAGUGGCUCUGGAGACAUGACAUAUAUAUAGUACAUUAUAAAACAUGUGAAACAAUCAUUUAAACCAUGUCCAUGAUCAAGGUUUAUGUUAUCGGCUAAAAUGAACCAUAUCGUAUAUUAUAUAUAUCGUGUUGCACUUGCAUCACUA
Molecule: messenger RNA, 1160 nt
Organism: Helianthus annuus (common sunflower)
Lineage: Eukaryota; Viridiplantae; Streptophyta; Magnoliopsida; Asterales; Asteraceae
Product: purple acid phosphatase 3
Exons: 7
Coding region: 60-1043 (327 amino acids)
Molecular function (GO): ferric iron binding; ferrous iron binding; acid phosphatase activity
Source: RefSeq, a predicted model, not a curated record